UGUUUAGAGAAUGGUAUAUGUAUAUAUGUAUGUACCUAUAAAUCGAAGGGCUUUUGGCUAAUACAUGUGCACGAUAUGGAUAGGCCUUAUUCGAUGUUCCCGAAAUCAUGCUGUGACAGCUGAUCUUGUCGUCCUUAGUAACCUGUUGUAAUUAUGAUGUCCUUCUAUGCAAAAACAAUGGCAGAAAUUAUGCUUUUUCUAUUAGCCCUAGCGUGCGGACUAGUUCAAGGAGAAUGGAGCGCUCCAGAUAGCAUACCGAUACCUUGUGGGAAAAGCACUUGUGACAUUUGGACAGAAUACUGCCAUUUCAAGACGUGUAUGAAAUGUAACACCGACGUUUGCAGCAUGUCAUUGAGUCCGGGAGGCAGACCAGUGCAGUGCUACUUUUAUUGUAUGGACGUUAAGAAGAUGAUGCAGUUGAAAGUUCUUGAAGAAACCACAUCGCCUGCGCUACAAACUUCAACUGACACCUUUACUAAAGCACCAGGAGAGGAAAAAGGCAUGACCAGACCGGUGUUCGAACCCGGGACCCUCCGAACUCUAGAAAGACGCUCUAACAAUUGA
Molecule: messenger RNA, 564 nt
Organism: Mizuhopecten yessoensis (Yesso scallop)
Lineage: Eukaryota; Metazoa; Mollusca; Bivalvia; Pectinida; Pectinidae
Exons: 5
Coding region: 154-564 (136 amino acids)
Source: RefSeq, a predicted model, not a curated record